AUGGGAGUCGGCUGGAGCAGCUGCGCACGGGUGCCGCAGAGUCGGCACCCGGUCGGCCUCAGAAGCAUCACGCCAGCGGCUUUCUGCGAGCAGGUCGUGGGGAGCGCAGGUAGUGAGCAGAUCGUCCCGCGCGGGGCGACGGAGACACUGAAGGGCGGCAGGAUGCCUCCUUUGCAGCAGCGCCCCUUGCAGCAAGGGUCCCGCACGUUGUGCAGCUUCGGGAUUUGGCUGCAGGACCAGGAGUUGUACAAGAAAUUCCACAAGGCUCUCGAGCAGGCGGAGGUCGCCGCCAAGGGCAGGGACCCGAACGGCUUUGUCAUCGAGAAGGCCAAGCAGUUGCGGGAGGAGUCCGACCACUGCGCCAACGUGGUGCGGGCGCUCGCGGGCAGCACGCUCUUGCUGGUCAUCCGCCUCAUGCUGGCAGACGAGCGCAAGGGAAUCCCCUGGCACCACCCCGCACCCGAGCCGGGCGUCGGGCCGUGGCCCGGUUCUGCGCAGCAGGUGUUCGCGGGCGUGGCAUCGCUCCUGGCCGCCGCGACCCCCACCAUGGACCCGCCCUUCGUGAAGCCCACUCCGGUUUUCCUGACCAUGUAUGCCGCGGAGCUCCUCCACGUCAUGAUGCAUCAGGGAAGCACGGUGCCCGCCUUCCACCUCCGGGACGACGCCGCGCGCGCCAUCUGCGAGUUGUGGGCACCCGCCUCCUCGCCGUGUCUGCCUGGGACCUGGCAGGCCGACGAGAAGGAAGAGCUGGCCGUCAACUUCGUCGGCGCGCUCAUUGACCUCAACCUGAGCCUGCCGCCAGACCCAGAGGCGCCCCUCGCGGGGGCGCGCUCCCUCGGGGCCAUCGCCCGCCGGGGCCCUCGGGCGAGCAGUCGGAGGGGCGGCCGGCGCCACGCUCCUCCCAAUGAGCUGUGA
Molecule: messenger RNA, 915 nt
Organism: Prorocentrum cordatum
Lineage: Eukaryota; Dinophyceae; Prorocentrales; Prorocentraceae
Source: the annotation of a GenBank genome assembly